AUGGAGGCAGAUUGGGAUGAGAUCACACGCAUCGCAGUGCCUUCGUCGGGACUGCAUGCGAUCCCGACUCCAGCGAGCGCAGUUGCCUUUGAUGAUUUGCAGGAACUUCUGUGGGUCGGCAAUGACCAGGGGCGAGUCACCUCAUUCUAUGGCCCUGAGUUGCAACGGUACGUCUCGGUCAAAGCUCAUCUCGGAGAAGGGCCCGUCAAGCAGCUGUUGGUCCACGAAAAAGGUAUCAUUUCUAUCUCGUCUUCCAGCGUCCAUUUUGUCACCCGCAGAGGCUUGACGCAAUGGCAUAUUUCACAUCGCUUGAUGACGGAUCUCCGAUGCAUGGCCUUUGCUGCCACAAGCAAUCUCAUCAUCGUGGCAGGCUGCCAGAGCACCUUUUUCAUCAUCGACAUCGACAAAGGCCAAAUUGUCUCGCAACAUCCUGCUCAGGCAAAGUACACCAUCCUGAGGAAAAGCCGUCAUCUGUGUGCUGCGAGUGACGACGGCAACGUGCAUAUUCUCAGUUUGACCGACUACCAGCUUCUCAAAUCUUGGAAAGCCCACUCCAGCGCUGUAAAUGACAUGGAUGCCCGCAAUGAUUUUCUGGUCACUUGCGGCUUCUCGGUCAGGCAGUUGGGCGUACCCAUCGUCGACCCCUUGGCCAAUGUUUACGAUCUGAAGUCUCUCACAUCUCUGCCUCCGAUCCCUUUUCAUGCAGGUGCUGCAUAUGCGCGUUUGCACCCGAAACUCCAGACUACCAGCUUCGUUGCGUCACAAACCGGCCAAAUGCAGGUGGUGGAUCUGAUGAACCCUGUAAAUGUCAUGCUCAAACAAGCCAACGUCCAGUUCAUGCUAGGGAUGGAAAUUGCCGCUUCAGGAGAUGCCCUAGUCAUCACCGAUUCAAACGGAUGGAUAUACCUCUGGGGGUCUCCUUCCAAGGUCCGCUUCAAUAAUAUCAGCAAGGAAACAGAAUUUGCAGACCCUUCUCCUCAGCAGAUCCCCCACAUCGACUGGAAUGACGCCCCGCUCAACACCAUAGGCAUGCCAUACUAUUCAGAACCUCUUCUGUCCGCGUGGCCAAGUCACAUGGUAUUUGAGAUCGGAGCGCCGCCAGCGCCGGUCGACCCGUCGCUGCUUUUUCACAUGCAGACCGCCGAGAUGGGCCACUACGCUCCAAAUCUAAACCCUCGGAAGCUUCUCCGCUACCAAGUGGAAGAUACCAGAGUCGGCCAAGUGCCUGCUUCGAUUACCGCGCCCAAAUUCCUGAGUGAAAAGGCGAAAGAGACGCCGGCGUAUGGAAGCGGGAGGAAGCUUUCUGACGCUGCCGAAGGAUUGGCCGGGAUAUCUCUCAAUGGCAGGGCACAAACCGAUGAGGAACGAAUGCUCAAAUAUAGCAACGUCGAGAUCAAGUAUAGCAGAUUCGGAGUUGACGACUUCGAUUUUCGGUACUACAACAAAACUCCCUAUUCUGGUCUGGAGACGCAUAUUACAAAUUCGUUUGUCAACUCACUGUUACAGCUAUACAAAUUCAUUCCUCUGAUCCGCAACGUGGCCAUCCAGCAUGCCACCACGUCGUGCGUGGCGGGCCACUGCCUGCUGUGCGAAUUUGGGUUUCUGUUCGACAUGCUGGAAAAAGCGAAUGGCCAGAAUUGCCAGGCGACAAAUCUUCUGAGGGCGUUCGGAGCCUCUAGGGAAGCUGCAAAUCUCAGCCUUUUCGAACAUUUGUCUUUGGCCAACGGGACACCGCUCUCAACCACGAUCCAAGCAGUGAAUCGAUUCUUCUUGAAGCAAAUGGUGCACGACUAUAUCACAAUGUCGACGAGUAGUGAUGGGAUUGAUGAGAUUAUUGCGAGCAAAGCCUUUGAAGCCAUCCGCUGCAUGUAUUGCAAUAAUGAGACCUCCAAACCGUCAAGUACGUAUGUGCAUGACCUCGUCUAUCCGCAACUCGAACCAAAGCACUCUAUAAAAUUCAUCAAGUUCGCGUACUGCCUAAAGACCACCAUCGAACGAGAAGCUAAGAACAGAGGUUGGUGCAGUCGAUGUCGAAGGUAUCAACAGCUGGCUAUCCGGAAGACAGUCCGGCAACUACCUUUCGUGUUAAUGAUCAAUGCAGCACUUGGGGCUAAUCCUGCCAUGUGCGGACUUUGGGAGACCCCAGGUUGGCUUCCUUCCGAGAUUGGCGUUAUCGUGCAGGAUAGAAAUGUGUACGUUUUCGAAGGUUCUGACCUCGCCCUGCAUCAGCGGAACAAGUCUCCAGGCCUAGUCAUCUACGAGCUCGUCGGAUUCGUCGCCGAGAUUGACACCAGUGAGCGGCAUCAACCUCACCUUGUCAGCAUGGUGAACGUGGAGGUCUCAAGCGAAGGGCCCGAGGUCUCCCACAAUCACAAAGUGUUUCCCAAUUGGCACCUCUUUAACGACUUUUUGGUGUCGCCAGUCGAUCCACGAGAAGCCCUCCAUUUCAACAAAGCGUGGAAAAUGCCCAGUGUAAUUGCAUAUCAAGUCAAGAAUGCACACGGCAAACUCGAUCACAACUGGAAACGAUGUAUGGACACUACCCUAUUAUACCAGCACUAUAGCAUCAACGGUCUCUAUCCCAAAGAUGGCUGCAUCAUCCUGAGACCAGGAGAACUGCCAGAAAAAGGCACACCCAUUGCACUAGACACCGAGUUUGUCGAAUUGGAGAAAGCCGAGAUCAACGUCAAGGCAGACGGAACACAAGAAACCAUUCGGCCAGCAAAGUCUGGUCUGGCACGGGUCAGUGUGGUUCGCGGCCAGGGCGUGGACGAAGGGGUCCCUUUCAUCGAUGACUACAUCACCAUUUACGAGCCGAUUGUAGACUACAAAACCCAGUAUUCGGGCAUUCGGCCAGGCGACCUUGACGCCCAGAUUUCACAUCACAACCUUGUGCCUCUAAAAGUGGCCUACAAAAAGCUAUGGAUUCUGCUUAACCUUGGCUGCAUUUUUGUUGGUCACGGUUUGGCAUCUGAUUUUCGAAAGGCAAAUAUUCACGUUCCUAAGUCUCAGACCGUGGACACACAGUUCCUGUACCUCGCACCAGGCAGAAACCGACGAUUCUCGCUACGAUAUCUGGCAUGGGCCGUGUUUAAGGAAUACAUUCAGGAAGAAACAACUCUGGAUGAGGCGAUGCAAGUUGACGGGCAUGACAGCAUUGAAGACGCACGUAUGGCGCUACGUCUGUGGCGCAAAUUUCAAGAAUACGAAGACGCCGGCAUUGCAGAGCAGAUGAUCGAGGAUAUCUACCGCAAGGGCACGAAAUAUGGCUGGAAGCCUCCCCCCCGCAGCAUCGGUGGAACAUUGAUGGCUCUGGAGGGUAUUGGCACUGGAGCAGCAAACAGUGCCGUGCAGAGCGGGAGAAAUACCCCGGAUCCGAUGACGAUGCCCUCGUCGGUGGCCGGUACACCGUUACCAAACUCCCCGCCGAAAGGGACUGGAAAUGCCAGUGGAAGUGCCAGCGGCGGUGGCAGCUCGGGAGGAGGAGUGUUCAAAUUGAAUGCUGCCGGGGUAGGAACUUUCGUACCGGGCAACGGAAUCAUCAAGGAGAGUCCGCUUCGAUAG
Cladophialophora psammophila CBS 110553 is the source of this 3564-nucleotide messenger RNA. Its product is annotated as poly(A)-specific ribonuclease. Bases 1 to 3564 code for a protein of 1187 amino acids. The transcript is spliced from 2 exons. NCBI's taxonomy places the organism in Eukaryota, Fungi, Ascomycota, Eurotiomycetes, Chaetothyriales, Herpotrichiellaceae. Gene Ontology annotation, molecular function: nucleic acid binding; protein binding; poly(A)-specific ribonuclease activity. Gene Ontology annotation, biological process: mRNA processing; nuclear-transcribed mRNA poly(A) tail shortening. The record is from RefSeq and is a predicted model, not a curated record. Gene Ontology annotation, cellular component: P-body; PAN complex.